Messenger RNA from Mycetomoellerius zeteki, 438 nucleotides. RefSeq names its product Dolichyl-phosphate mannosyltransferase subunit 3 (gene Dpm3). The transcript is spliced from 3 exons. Lineage: Eukaryota; Metazoa; Arthropoda; Insecta; Hymenoptera; Formicidae. Bases 125 to 424 code for a protein of 99 amino acids. Gene Ontology annotation, biological process: GPI anchor biosynthetic process. Gene Ontology annotation, cellular component: endoplasmic reticulum membrane; dolichol-phosphate-mannose synthase complex. The record is from RefSeq and is a predicted model, not a curated record.
AUAAAUGUAUGAAAGUGAAGUGGUAUCAUACUUCAGUAUCAUACGUAGAAUACCUAUGUAUGAUACACAGGGUAUCAUACAUUCCCAACCCUGGAUAGGAUUGUGGAUCGGAUGAGUGACUGCGAUGACAAAAUUACUAGAGUGGCUAUCUUGUGCAACUGUAAUUUUUGGCGUGUGGUUUGCUACAAUUACAAGCAACUCUGUUCUUGUCAAGGAAUGGCGUGAAAUUAUACUUUUCCUUCCAAUUAUCUCCUUAUUUCUUUUUGGAUUAUAUGCAAUUACUGUUGUCUUGUUCAGGGUAUUCACUUUUAAUACCUGUGAAAGCGCAGCCAUCGAACUUCAACGACAAAUAGAAGAAGCUAAAAGGGAUCUUCAGAGCAAAGGUAUAAUAUUACAAGGGACUGAUGUUUCUUCAACUUCAUAAAACUUUUGUAAAUA